AUGGCGAUGCGGCGGCGCUCCGUUCGGGACUCGCCGCUGUGCCGCCUCCGCGCCCGACGAAUUCUUUCCGCCUUUGUGAAGAUCCACCGCGAGUACGCUCUCUCCUUCCUCAAUUUCGAUCUGGCGGGGAAGCCCGUGGAGGUGUUUGAGGCUGCGCGCGUCGAGCGGAUGCUGCGGUCGGGGCAGUCGGCCGACGCGGAGCAUUACCUGGAGCGUUUCCUGCCGCCCAUCCCCGUCACGGACCGGAGCCCGCUGUCCAUCCUGCUCCGGGUCCACAUCCGCGUCUUCAGGAUCCUCUCCAAGGUCGCCGCCGGUGGUCCAUCGGGUGCAAAGAUGGCCGCACUCUUCGCAAACCCCAGCGAGUACAUGCUCCGGAGCCCCUACAGCGCCCGCCUGCACAAGAUCAUCGCCGGAAUGCACGCAGACAACAAGAGGGCCUCCAUGCUUUGGCAGAAGGUCGAGCCGGAUGCUCUGGACAAGAUCAUGGACAUGGUUGCUAGGUGUCCUGAACUGCAAGGUGAGGUGCGAUUGCCGCGUAAAAGGCCUCUGCUGUGGGACGCUGCCCCUAACAGUCUAAGGCAGUGCCCAAGCCGUUGCAGGAAUACAACCAACUGGGCACCAUCAAAUGUUCUCAUUCGUAAAUUUCUGCAGAAGAGGCUACUUUUGACUCAGGGGAAAACUCAUUCAGCGCUCUCAGGAAAUGCAUCCUCUCAAUCUGCUGUGCCACACACAAAACUGGAGACACUUGCGUCGUUCUAAACAAGCAAGACAUCGCAUCGAUGAACUCGACCCCAAGGCAUUACAUGAUUGGAGGUUGUUGCAGAUAAUGGAUAUAUGAAGGCUUGAUAGCACUGCAAAUAUGAACUUGUGGCGUUGUCUUUUUGGUCAGGCUGUAACUAUGAACUUGUGGAUAUAUGAAGGUUGCAGAUAAUGGUUGUUUAGGCAUGCGAAAUGAAUGAUGUGUUUUGUUGCCACUGUCUGUCUACUCUU
Messenger RNA from Setaria italica (foxtail millet), 990 nucleotides. RefSeq lists its product as uncharacterized. The transcript has 6 exons. The coding region runs from base 1 to 759 and encodes 252 amino acids. NCBI's taxonomy places the organism in Eukaryota, Viridiplantae, Streptophyta, Magnoliopsida, Poales, Poaceae. The record is from RefSeq and is a predicted model, not a curated record.